This is a messenger RNA of Saccostrea cuccullata (small rock oyster), 5187 nucleotides long. RefSeq lists its product as uncharacterized. The transcript has 8 exons. Gene Ontology annotation, molecular function: protein binding. Bases 71 to 4900 code for a protein of 1609 amino acids. NCBI's taxonomy places the organism in Eukaryota, Metazoa, Mollusca, Bivalvia, Ostreida, Ostreidae. The record is from RefSeq and is a predicted model, not a curated record. Gene Ontology annotation, biological process: actin filament organization; cell migration.
UUCCGCCAUAUUUGUAAGUCAUUGUACGAAAGAAAUGAGUUGACAACUUGAUACUUCUAACUAUUUCAAAAUGGUUGAAGUUUUGGUGGAAUUUGAUUAUGAUGCAGAACAGGAGGAUGAGCUUACCAUUAAAGUGGGGGACAUCAUCAAGAAUGUCCAGACGUCAGAAGGAGGCUGGUGGGAGGGGGAGCUGAACGGCAAAAAGGGCAUGUUCCCCGACAACUUUGUCAAGGUAAUAGAGAAGAAAAAAGAAGAGCCCAAGAAAGACCUUCUUGUUGCCCAGCAAAGAUCCUCUGUUAAAGAACUGGCCAGUAAACUCAAAGAUGUCCAUGUGGGGGCUGCACCCCAGAAAAGGAAAGAGCAUCACCACACAGAGAAGAGGAAGAAAGCCAAGGUCCUGUUUGACUAUGAACCAGAGAAUGAGGAUGAACUUAAAAUAGAAGUGGGGGAUAUUGUGGAAGUUAUUAAACAGGAGGAGGAGGGAUGGUGGGAAGGCGUGGUCAAUGGGAAGACAGGGGUGUUCCCGUCCAACUUCGUGGAGGUCAUAGAGGAGGGGGAGUCUAAUGAAGUGGCUCCAGAAACUCCACAAGCAGAAGAAAAGCAUGAAGUGAAAGGGAAGAAAGUGAUGGGUGUAGGUCUUGGGAACAUAUUUGAAGGUGGUCCUAUCAAGUUACGAUCCACGGCAGCCAGUACCAAAAAACCUGUGGAAAAGAUUGAACCAAAGCCACCUGUAACAGAAGAACCACCAGUCCUUAAAAGGGAAAAACCAGCCCUGCAUGCAAUUAGUCCACCCUUCCCAGUUCCUCGCACCCCACAGGUAAAUAUGUCUAAAUACAGAAAAGUUACCCCCGUCCCCACCCCCAGGGGCUACCCGACCUGGUCCCAGAGAGACAAUGGACACAGUCCCACAAUCAAAUACAGACCAGAUUACGCUAGUGCUGAUAAUGUUGAAGAAAAAACCAGUCUGUUCCAUCAUGCUUAUCAAAGGGAUAUUGAGCUAGAACAUCUUAGCAUUAGGCAUUUAGUUCAGACAAGUGACCCAUGCAUUCCAAGUAGUGUAGGGUCGAGUAGACCCUCUAAACCUUGUAUUCCAUUGUAUGGUGGUCUGCUCCACAACACAGCUCAGAGGAGUGCUUCUGAGCAUAUCAAGCCUCUUAUUGAUAUGUUUGAGAGAAAGCAGGCAGAGCAGGACACAACAGCCAGUUCAUUAGAUGAUUCCAACAAAGAGAAUAUGGGUAAAGAAAGCAGUAAAAAUUCCCCUGAGAAUCAGUCCAAAAUGAAGAGAAAGGCAGCGCAGAAGAAGAGAAGUAUUCUGUCUCACCUGAAGUUUCUGCCUUUUAAAGUUAGAAAGCUUGACGAGGCAGGUCAGGGGUCAAAGUCCGAGACCAAGUGUAGUGGUGAGUUUACGCCACUGAGUGCUGAGUCCCAGGACGAGGGGCAGUGUAUGAGCAUGCCAGUCCUACAUAGCAAGAACAUGAGGGAAGAUCUGAUGGAGGAGAGAAAGCCAUUAAGACCCAUAGCAUUAGAAGACAUCAAUGAUACAGAUCCAGAGGAAUAUCCAUACAUGUCCUGCAGUGAUUACAGAGCUUUUACUCCUGAGUUUGAGGCGGAUUCUGAUGACCAAAAGGAGGAAGUUGCACCUUAUCAGGAUGAAAAGGAACAGGAAGGAGAAAGCUCAUACACUCAACCAACUGCCAGAAAUGAUAAGAAUUUAUCUGCUCAAAAGGAAACGAGGAAGUUAUCUCCCUUUGUGAGUUCAUUAGCAGAUAAAUACAACUUAGUAGAUUGGAGGGAUAAAAGGUGGAAGAAAUAUGUCAACAUUGAGCAUGGUAUUGUGUCUCCAGUAUGUAGUAAAGUUGGUGCAAAUAGAAGUAAUAAUGCUAAACAAGACGAGGAAUCAACAAUAUCAGUAUUUUUUGAGAAAUCUUCUCCAGAGAAAAUGCAGUUUAGUGUCACUGAUGAUCAGAAGGCAGCCAAGUCAGCAGAGAAUCUACAUAAAGAUAGAAGGAGUGACCCAGUCAGGGAAUCUGUGUCAACUCAAGAUAGCAGUAGGUACAAUAAAGGUGGGGAUCAAAGAGGGGUGGACAACAGAAGAAAGAAGUUACCUACGACCUUUGUCACUGCUGCUGAGGUGUACAGAAGAAAUCUCAGUCCAGAGAAAUCACUUAUUCAGGAUGACUAUGCUGAUAAAGAGAAGAAGAAAGCCCACAGAAAGAGUGCUGAGACAAAGCCAAAAUCCUCUGAUGUGAAGAGUCCCAAUUAUUUGGAGGACACUUUCUCAGGAGCCAGUGCAAUAGAGGAGGAUCCUCUAUCAACAAGUCUGGAAGGUUUGGACAAGUACAUCCAAGCAAACAUGACAGACAGUAUGACAGCAGAUACAUAUGAUGAAAGUAAAAUGUGUUUCCGUUCUCCAAAUCCAUGGGUAUCUCCAAAGCCUAAAUAUGACCUGAGACAUAAAGUACAGGAUGCAUAUUUUGAUGAGCAUCUUAUUUAUAAGUUUGAAAAUUCUCUUUCACCCCAAAAUAUAACAGAACAAGAAAUUCUGGAAGACUUGGACUCAAAGUUAAAUGCUUAUUGCAAUGUGGAAACCCAAACUUCUGAGACUUUGCUUCAGAUAGAUGAGUUUUCUAGAGAAGGAAGAAGGAAUGAUGCAGCUCUGCCAUUACCAGAAGUUGUUAGCUAUGAGCCAAGUUUGGACCACAGUGAUUGUGAUACCCCUCAAGUUACACCAGGCAAAAGGUCUGCAAAACCAAGGUACUCAAGCUCUCCCAUUAUUAGAACAGAGCAGCAUGGUGACUAUGACAUAGAAGGUACAGCAGAGAAUGGCUUGAACUUAGAAGUAGUAGGAAAGAGAAUGAAAACCCUGAGUGAUGAUUUGAAAACCUUAGGUGAUGAUAUGGAUGCCCAGUUCAAGGACCAUUACCAUAAUAUCUUUGGAACAAAAAAUGGAGCAGACAUGAAAUUCAGAUUUAGAACACCAGAGGAGGAGAUGUUGCAAAAGAGACUGAGAAGCUUAGGUGAUGCUAUCGAUGCCCAAGUGGAGGAUUAUUAUGAUAUUGAGGGAACAGAAAAAAAUGGAAUGGAUCUGAAAAUAGUGGGUCAGAAAGCCAGAUUAUACACACAGGAUGAGGAAGAGAGGAGAAUUGUCAGGCUCAUGGAAGAUUGUUCUGAGAAAAGGAGACGUCGUCUGUCAUGGAAGAGGCUUUUCCAGCCCAAAGGCAUAGAACCUGUGCAGUUGUUAUCCUAUAGGAGGACAGAUAGUGUGAGACCACCCAAACAGACAAGUCCUCAAAAAGCUGAAAGGACAAAACCAGCUAAAGAAUCAGUGAAAGUUGAAGAUGUAGAUGAAACCAUAGUCAAUGUUGUGUUCCGACCAGAAGACAUUACUGGUACUGUAGAGGCUGUCUUCUGUCAUGACUUUUCUGAUGAAGAAGGGCUCAGUAGCAAUUCUUCUCUUUAUCCCGUAAACCUGUCUCCAUCUAGAAUUCAGUCCCAGUCCAAUGAAUCUCAAACUUCCCAGAGACUGAUCCCUAAAGAGUCCCCUGGUGCUUGUAACCUUGUCAAGUACUCAAUGGAGGACAUAGUCAAAGAACUAGAGAAAGAAGGCCAGAAGAUUGAAAAGGAAUUUCUGAGAAUUGCAACAGAGAGUGCCUGUGACUUUAUGGACCUGGAAUCAGAGUGUCAAGUCAAUAACCCACAUAGUCUUAUGUACUUAGCUGGAAUGGCAUGCAGCAAAAGGUACCAGUUACUGUACAAUUCAGACAUUUUGGAUGACAGCAGUGUUGGGCCUAAAGGUGAAAAUUCUUAUGAAUAUACACAAGAAGACAGUGAGUAUGAUUUAGUUUGUGGAAGGAGGCAGCUAGACUUUAUGAAAGAUGAUUUCUCUGAGCCGAGUCGCAGUGAAGACACUGUAGAUGAGGAGAUAGAUCAGGACAUCUGUCCAGAUUCCCCCGGCCUGAUCGCGAGUAUGACUCGAGAUGUUCAGAGUUUAAACCUAGCACAGUCCCCAAAUUCCAGUGAUGCAGACAUUGCCAAGCGGAUAGACUCGUUUCUUCGAGAUGCUCUGAAACCCAUAGAUGACAUGACAUUUAGGAACGAUACCUCCGAUGAUGACAUGGGUGAAGAUGAACGAGAAACUCCUUAUAAUGAAGCUAGGAUAAGUUCUACUUCUCGUGGUGAAGACAGAAUACCUAGUUACACACCUUGCAACUCACCUGCUGUUGAUGAGGGUCCAAAGUUUUCCAUGGAAUAUGAAGAAGAGGAGGAGUGUAGUGCCCUAAAUAAGAGUUUUACCACAGAGGAUUCAGAGAUGGACGAGUCAGUGAAAGAGGCUUUAGAGGAAGUGGAGGGUGUCACCCCAGUCCUCCUGGACCACCAGUUACAAGAGACAGAGUCCUCUGACAACGAUGACAGAAUCAAUGAUAAUGUCGAGGACAAUGACAAUGAUGAUGAAGAUAAUACUAACAAUAAUUUCUACAGUAACGACACAAAUAACAACUCGGAGAUGGGCUCUUAUGGCAGGAUAAGUGACCGCUAUCCCAGAUUUAACUUGAUGUCCCCACUGAUCGAGAGAAAUGAGGGAGAUUCCAUGCUGUCGUCAACCUUUGCAAGAGAGGAAGCCCAAGCAGAGGCACCAUCUGGUGGAUAUGAAUUGCGAGCAUCGAAGUCCGACACUCGUAGCGUAGACACCACUGGCAGUGACAAGUUCUAUACGGACGUAGAUACCAGUAUGGAUACGAGCGGUAAAUUCUACACUGACCUUGACACAGAUCUGGAUGAUACGAUGGAGGACAGGUCAUUCGGAGCGUUACGAAGGAUUGUCAGGAGUUCUAGAAGUCCAGCUAGUAGUGAUGAUCACGGAGUGGUGGAAUGGAGUAUGGAUGAUUCCGUGGAAGUUUGACGUUGUUUGUUUUUAGAGCAUUUUAUUAUUAACUGAUUCAUUAAGUAAACCCAUUGAAAGUGAAUGACUAUCUGGAAAUUUUUUUAGACAGAUCUGUUUCACAUUUUUGUGGGGAUUUCUAUAAAUGGAUUUUAUUGUGUGUUUAUUGCAUUAAUUAAUCUAUUCCUUAUAAAUAUUUUUAUUAAGAGUAAACAGAAAAAAAAUCUUUUGAAUUUUUAAAUAUAUUUUUCAACGUUAUCGCAAAUUAUGAAUGAAUUUAAUUUUAGUUAAUGUAAGAUUAUCAUUUU